Messenger RNA from Aphanomyces invadans, 3983 nucleotides. RefSeq lists its product as hypothetical. The record is from RefSeq and is a predicted model, not a curated record. The coding region runs from base 2181 to 2960 and encodes 259 amino acids. NCBI's taxonomy places the organism in Eukaryota, Oomycota, Saprolegniomycetes, Saprolegniales, Verrucalvaceae. The transcript has a single exon.
AGCAGAUCCUGUCUUGUUUUUGAUACCAAGCUCCUGCGCGCGCAGUCCGAGCGGCACCCGCAGUUGGAAUGCACUCCCCCCUUCCUCUGCGAACAGUGACCCAUCCACAGCAACAUCGCCGCCGCAUGGCGUGGCUCUGCAUCAAGAUUAGCAAGUGGCAAGACCAACCUUUCACGUUCCUCUAUGGCCGAAAGGUUCGAAUCCCAAGUUCGUUCUACAAGAGGGCUGCCAGGUGCCCCCCCGUGGGGGGAUGGGUGGGUCGCCAUCUACUCCAACAACGGAAUCGCUACACUCAACGCACGAUGGUUUGGAGAUGCGGUCGUGUCGGGCAAUUGGGACGUGUCGAUCGCAUACGGCCGCCACGAUUUGACGUCAAAAAUGUACAGGACGCCCCGGACGUGCACGCAAAGGAGGCCGCUGAGGAUGGCCGACGCUUUGUCCAGGUACUCGACGCCGUCGUGCUGAAGGUUGCGAAAAGUCAAGUGGUGUCGAGCCACCGCGUGGAGAAAGUACGACCUGUGGCGUGGGGGCGACCUUGGCUCGGUUCGAAAUCGACGCCGCUGCACGACAUAGCAGACCAAACAGCACGCGAACGUAAUGGCCACGAGCGUCAAGAACCGCGAGAUGCGCCCGAUGUACAACGUGCCGCUGUGGCAGGCUACGUCAAAGUCGACGGCGGUCGCGAUGCACGUGCGGGCGACGUGCACCACGUGGAAAACUGGCCAAGUGAGGGUCCAUAGCCAUGUGACGACCCAAACGAGUAAGCUGCACCAUGGCGCGUACAGCGCCGUGUAUCGCCGCGUCAGGGGCGACAUGAGGUCGUUUACGAUGUACACGAGCCAGCUCAUUUCACCGCACGACAUGAGCGUCGUGAGCCAGAACCGUGGCGGCGACGUCAAGUACGUCACGAGGCCGGAGGGGGCGACCGUGAGGUCGAGGGGCGGCGUCGAGAGGAGGCAAAUCGCGGUCACCGCGCGUAGAAAGAUGAGGGGGCGGCCGAUCCAGACGAGGCCCGCGACGCGGUUGAAUUGGAGCAUGUUCCAAUUCUCGACAUGCCCGCGGACACCCACGAUCGUGCAACCGGUCAGGGACGCCACGACCAGCAACAGCAGGGUGACGUAUCGAAUGCAGCACCGGAUGUAGUAUGCAACGUUGACGGGGGUUUCCAGCGGGUCGGCGGAGACGACGCGCGGAAGGACGGAUGCCGACGCGAUCGUGAUGGCGUCGCCAGUGGACCCGACGACCCGGACAACGUCCAACUCGCCCAAGACCCAUUGAAAUAGCACGAGCCACGCAAAGUACUCGAUGUGGGGGUCGGAAAACACGGGGUCGUGCGCGAACCGCGUGGUAAAAUCCACGGGGUUGCCGAGGAACUGGACGAUUUCCAGGUGAACGUUGUCGACUACGUCCGCCUUGACGGCCCGCGCCGAUUCCCCAAACGACGGCAGGUUGGUUUCCCUGGCAAGUGUUUGCAGCGUGGCGAGCUCGCUCUCGCACAGCUCGGGUUCCUGCAGUUCAAUCGAGCACACGGUCAUGGGGGAAGCCGUGGCGGCUGGCCGAUGUAGUCCCAUGGCUAGCACCGCCAUAAACGCGCGCUGUUUUGUAGCAUACACCGGCAGGACCGCAAACAACCCUGCCUCGUCCCGCGACGGAGUUGGUCGGCCGCUCUUGAGACCAAACAAGUUUCCGCCCAGGAACAUCUCGCCCGUCGCCCACGCCGGCGGCAACGCAAAGUAGUUGAGGCUCUGUCGAAUGCUCGAAUAGUUGGAAAAGCGACGCUCGGGACCGUCCACCAGCGCCAGCACGACGGCUUCGGCGAGUUCUUGGUAGAGCCUGGUCAGCGAGGCAGGUACCGCGACUCGAUAGACGUCGGUGGAACCAAAUGGGCCGAGAAAAUCCCGCACGAGCGCCAUGGUCGGCGCGAGCGGCGACGUCAGGUGCCCGCAAUCGACAAGGAGCUGCUCCGCACUGUGGUUCUCGAACGCAAACACGUUGCUUUGACGGACCAGCGACAUCCCGCGACUCGGCAACGUGCUGCAGUUGGCGACCGCGACGAGGUCGUUGGCAAAGCCCCAGUACAUCUUAAACGAUGUGGCGGACGGCAUGUCGACGGCGCGCUUGAUGAGGCGAAGGGUCAUGUCAUACUGGACUCCAAGCGCGUUCUCGAUCGAGUACACUUCAUGCACGCCGAGGAUCUUAAAGUUUUGCCACUGCGUUGUGUAGUGCACGAUGCCAUGGGCUCGCCACGACGCAGCCUCGUCGAUCACCGCCAAGUCGGAGCCUCGUCGGACGCGCUCGACCCAUGCCUGGCCGUCGCGCGUCACCUGGACAGCGUCAAAAAUGGCCGUUUGGACGGCAUCGCCCCAGCACUGCUGCAGCGCCUCGCGCUGUGCAUUGCGGAGGACCGAUUCAAGGUAUACGGCGCCGUUCGUCUGGGACACUUGAGCGCAUCGCUGUUGUUUGUGCACCGAGUUGGCCAUUUCCCACGUUUGGGCAAAGUCGACAUAGCAAUACGGGGUAAAGAUCCACGGGACGUCACAGCCGUCCAUUUGGCGGAGCCCGCGAAUGACGUUUUCGAGCGAGUUGACGUGAUCCUGCAGGGAGUUUCCAUACUGGGUCGUGACAAAGAUGGUGGUAAACGUCGAGUUGUAGCGUUGAUUGGGGUCGCCAAACUUGGCGUCGUCGAUGCGUCGCGACCAUCCAUUCUCAAGCUCCAAACGAGUGGCUGUCGUGAGAUGGCGAAUAAACCAGUUGGACAAGAACGUCUGCGCUCCGGUCACGUUGUACCCCUUCCACCAGAAAUCGUUGGCCAUCGUCGACUCGGUCAGCUCCAAGUACAAAUAGCUCGCCCCGACGGUGGCAGCCAUGUAAACGACGCCAGCCACCGCGAUCCAUUGGCGGUACUUUUGGUGUGGCGGCGCCGGCAUGGUGCUGGCAAUGCCUUGGGGGCGACCGACUGAGGAAUGCCGAAAUGUCGGGUUUGGAAAAUCUACGACGCCGCCGCGAUCGUCGCCGAUACAGUCUUGCUUGUGGUGUCGAUGGAGGCGGAGAAGCAUCCACAGCUUGACAUCGAACACAGCUCCCAUGGGCAGCAUCCCCGACAUGACACACCCGACGUGGUCGAGCGUCAGGCCCGUGUUGUACGGCUCGGCUAAGAGCAGUUGAGAUGCCACGGGUAGCAAUAGGUGGUGCUGCGCUGCUCGAUCGCAAGGUUGCGUUCGUUUCGUGCACCCAAACACGGCGGCAGCCGCGUACGAUGCAGCGACAGCACUCGCUUGAAUCAAACAAAUGCACCCAACACGCGCGACGCUCCCAAUCGAAAACGACCCGUUGUCACAAUCGACCUGGGUGUCGACGCCGACGAGAAUGCAGCGCGGGUGGACGAGGGCGACGGGUGCGACUGGAGCCACGAGCUCGAGGCCGACGACAGCCAUCCAUGCCACACCACUGCUCACGGGGGAAUACCAUACCGGCAAAUGCUGCGUGAGAGGCAGAAAGACGUCGAUCGCGACGUAGGUCAGCCACGUGGUUUCGCCAGCCAACAGCGCAACGUCGAGCAAAGACCGGGCGUCCUGACGCAAUUGCUGAAAACCACUGGGAGCCACGAAAGCGACGUUGGCCGUGCUAAGGACCACGAUAGCCGUCAUGCCGCGCAACAGCAGACAUGGUCGCCCGAUCCAGACCGACCCCACGACACGGUUGAACUGGAACAGGUGCAGCCCACCGCUGGAAAACUUGUCUGCGGCUCCGUACGCCAUGACGAGCAUGGCAAUCCCGGCCAUGGCCAUCGACACGUACACGUUGAUGUAUCGUACGUAGUUGCACGCAGUCUGCGGCAACUCGAGCGGGUUUGCCGCUAGAGGGUCGAAAUCGUGGCGAGGCGAGAUCGUUGUGAACGAGCCUUUGUCGCCUUCGAACGAGUACACUUCGCGGAGGCCGUGGACCCACUCGUACACGGCAAUCCACCCGUAAAACGACCACGC